Kickxella alabastrina is the source of this 1371-nucleotide messenger RNA. RefSeq lists its product as uncharacterized. Gene Ontology annotation, biological process: NLS-bearing protein import into nucleus; protein localization to nuclear inner membrane; nuclear pore organization. The transcript is spliced from 5 exons. Gene Ontology annotation, molecular function: structural constituent of nuclear pore. The record is from RefSeq and is a predicted model, not a curated record. Gene Ontology annotation, cellular component: nuclear pore central transport channel; nuclear pore. Lineage: Eukaryota; Fungi; Kickxellomycota; Kickxellomycetes; Kickxellales; Kickxellaceae. Bases 85 to 1314 code for a protein of 409 amino acids.
GAAAUUUAAUUUCUGUUUACUUAUUUUUUCAAUUAUUUACAUUCGUUUUAAGAGCCCAAGCAACUAGCCUAUUAUAUACGUUAAAUGGCUGGGUUUGGAAAAUCGCUUUCAUUCUCUGGCGGAACACCCGGUGCCAAUGCACAAGGAGGAACAUCGUCUGGCGGCAGUCUUUUUGGCGGCUUCAAUCAGACAGCGAAUCCAGCGGGCGGAUCGCUUUUUGGAACAGCAAUUGAAAAGAGGCAGCGGUCGGGGACAGCAACAGACAUUGGAUUGUUUGGCAACACUGCACAGGCUUCCACCGGAAGCAGUCUUUUUGGCAACAACGCGCAGGCCCCUGCUGGCGGCAGCCUGUUUGGAAACACCCAGAGCGGUGGUGGUGGCCCGUUUGGCGGCAACCCUGGCGCGGCAACAAUGAACAUGAUGGCUCAGAACACAACUAGCUCUGGGAUUUUUGGCAACACCUCUGGUGCUAGCGGCCUUUUUGGAAGUAGCACAGCCGCAUCGCAGCCAGCACAGAUGAGUUCGCUGUUUGGUGCUGCUCCUGCUGCUGCUCCAUCGGGCGGGCUGUUUGGAGGAGGCGGAGUGUUGGGAUCCGGCCUCGCCUCACACCAGUUCCGGCACUACUUUUACAAUGUAGCCGAGCCGGGACAGGCACACCUGUACCAGUGCCCGGCGGACCAGGACCCCACUUUGUGGCAGCAGCGCAAAGCGAUAACCCCGACCCGCAGACACUGCAAUGGGUUCGAUGAUCUGCGGAAGCGAGUCGACUCGCAAUCGCUGCAGAUGCAGAGCUACCAGGCGCGCACAGAGGAGGUAUCGGACAAGCUCUGUGGCAUUCUGCAGAAGCACCACUCGGGGACAACGGUGCGGCUGUCUGAAGUUUAUGAAGCAGCUGCAGCUGUACGGCUGCGCGGCCAGCUCCUGCAUCCCGAGGAGGAGGUCUUCCGUGUGCGCAUCGAGCACCUGGAGAAUGAGAUGUCGCGGUCUGGUGCGCUCAAACAGCGGCUGGCUGAGUUGCAAGACCAUACGUACCGCCUGCAAGCCAAUGCGCGCAGACGCCGCGAGCUUCUUGGCCUUUCGAGUGGCGGCAGCGACGGCUACGAGGUCGCCGACGAGGUGCAGUUGGAGGCUGUCAUGAAGAUGCUCAAUGAGAAGCAGCGUGGACUGUCGCACAUGACGCAGGUGAUUUCGCAGGACGCACAGGCACUUGACGCGAUCGAGGGCGCUAUCGAGGAGCAGUACAUUGACGUGCAGAAGCAGCGCGAAAUACGCGAGCGCGCCCAGGCCGCAAAGUCACUGGGGCGGCCGUGGUGAGCAACGAGGGCCGCCGGUUGCUUUUUUGGUAUUACAAUAUUUUUCGAAUAAAGUUGG